AUAUUAUAAAGGAUUCACAAUGCUUCAUCGAAUGAUCCACCGAACUCCUUUCAAAGAUUUUGAUUCACAAGCAUGGAUUCCCCAGAUUUAAUCUCCACAAAAGACAUCCCCCCACAAUUCCUCAAAUCCGCGUUCCUCGCAGGCCAUGUCCCCUACAAAGCAUUGUCCAGCGACCCUAGGCUAUCCUACCAACUCUAUAUCCCUUCCGAGCACAUCAAUGUCAAUCCUGCAGAUCCAGAACAGAAUCUUCCCAUUCUGCCUCUUGUGGUUGUCAUGCAUGGCACGAGACGAGGCUCCGACACAUUCAAUGCUUUAGUCCCAUGGUCUCACAAACAUCCUUGCGCUAUACUCGCACCGCUAUUUCCAACUGGUCUGGAUGGACCGAAUGAUAUUGACUCGUACAAAUUGCUUUCUUCGAAGACGCUUCGAUCGGAUCUUGCACUUCUUUCUAUGCUCGACGAAGUAUCCCAUAGAUGGCCAGGAAUAUCAACCAAGAGAAUAAUCCUCGUCGGUUUCUCAGGCGGCGGUCAAUUUGCCCACCGCUUCUUCUACCUCUAUCCCGAACGUCUCCACGCCGUGAGCGUUGGUGCUCCAGGGCGAGUAACGAAGCUGGAUCUAGGCAAGGACUGGCCUCAAGGCAUCAGAAAUGUCGAAGAAAAGUUUAAUCGAAAGGUUGACUUUGAAAAACUGAGAGCCGUCAAAGACAUUCAAUUUGUUAUUGGAGGAGACGAUAAUGUUGUUCAUGGGGGUGAUGAGUUUUGGAAGUGGUUGGAGAAGGUUAAAAAGAAGAAUGGUUCAAACAGUAACAAAGAGCAAUUGGCGCCGAUGAGAUCAGGUAGACUUCAGACUGCGAAAGAGGUGCUGGGGGAAUGGAAAAGUUUUGGUAUUGAAGCAAGAUUUGAUGUUGUCCCUGGAGUUGCGCACAGCGCGCAAGGCGUCGUAGAUGCCGUUCUUAACUUCUUAGAGCCUAUUGUGAAGAAGAUGUAUGAAGAUGGACUAUAGUUCGCUAAAAGGGUGGGGUUGCACGCGUUGUUUCAUGGGGGUCCGGUUUUGUUGUCGUUUGUGAAUGUUCUCAAGUUCCUAGCAUGUAUGAUCGAGU
Molecule: messenger RNA, 1099 nt
Organism: Mollisia scopiformis
Lineage: Eukaryota; Fungi; Ascomycota; Leotiomycetes; Helotiales; Mollisiaceae
Product: poly hydrolase
Exons: 2
Coding region: 73-1002 (309 amino acids)
Source: RefSeq, a predicted model, not a curated record